UUCUCCUGUCCGAAGGUGUAUGUGUGUGCGAGGCAAACACCCGAAAAAGAAAAGCGACAGUGAGAAAGGAAAAAUUACAAAUUUCCAAUCAGUGCACUUUUUUCCAUUUUUUUCUCCGGUAAGUUCCGGAAAUUUAACAAACUGAUAGAAGAUAACGCUAGUACAAUCGAGGAGCAACCGAAGUAUAUAUCAUUGCAACUGGGAGAGGUCAACGAUCCACAUUUAUUUUUCGAGCAUUGAGAUCGCAAAAUUGAAUCCUUGUUUGGGAGCUGUCAGUAGAGGAUUCCCAAUCGAAAAAUCUGACUAAUCCGGACACUCGUUAUAUAUUAUUGCAAGCUUCAAACAACAAUGGCCAAAAAGACGUACGAUUUGCUGUUCAAACUGUUGCUGAUUGGUGAUUCUGGUGUAGGAAAAACUUGCAUUCUGUUCCGAUUCUCAGACGAUGCGUUCACUUCGACAUUCAUCUCGACGAUCGGUAUUGAUUUCAAAAUUAAAACCAUCGAACUGCGCGGCAAAAAGAUCAAACUGCAAAUCUGGGACACGGCUGGCCAGGAACGGUUCCACACCAUCACAACCUCGUACUAUCGGGGUGCGAUGGGCAUCAUGCUGGUAUACGACAUCACCAACGACAAAAGCUUCGAUAACAUAGUGAAAUGGUUGCGGAAUAUAGACGAGCAUGCCAACGAAGACGUCGAAAAGAUGAUUCUCGGUAACAAGUGCGAUAUGGUAGAUAAACGUGUGGUUGGAAAAGAACGAGGAGAAAGUAUCGCCAGUGAGCACGGUAUUCGCUUUAUGGAAACUUCUGCCAAAGCUAACGUCAACAUUGAGAAGGCAUUCCGCGAGCUGGCCGAAGCCAUACUGGACAAGACAGCGGGCAAGGAAACGACAGACAAUCCCGACCGGGUGGUGGUGAACCGUGGGACCGGCGAAAAACCACCCGCCUACAAGGCGUGCUGUGCGUAGAUAUUCGUAGAAUGGUCGUGGAUGCUUCCGUGCUGCUUUUCGCUAGAUGCAGCACCAUUUUAUGUGUGUGGGUCGGCAGACAGUCACAUAUUCGAGAAAAAUAACCUUUUCUUAAACAUCCUAUGCUAAUUUUAUGUAACUCAUACUUUCACAUUCUUUUCGUUUAUGUGAAUUUUUAUUAGACUGUAUGAGAUUGUGUCAGAUUAAUUUCACUAACAUCCAUGCAUACUUAAUAUACCGCAUAAGAAAAUGUACACACAAAACACACACCAGACAAGGUUAGAGUAAAAAUCAUAGCAUGCUUCUCCUCAAUCCAACGCACACAUACCGUCAAAGCCAGACCCUUGCUUUUCGAUGUCAUUUGUCUAUGUGAGAAGCCCGCCAGCCCAGCUCGGCAAACGGAAACGAGACGGUAGGAAUGCAUGCAUGCAUACAAUACGGGAAACUAUUCAAUAUCAUGUUUUGUCUGUUGAGCAAUUACACAAAGCAACGCUUGGAAUGAAGCACAUUACACAUCAUUUACAGACAAGUUGUCAUAUGUCAUCAUAAUUAAUGUCAUCAUCUUCAUCAUCAACGUCGUGACGAAUCCAGUGUUCGAAAUACUGUUCGGCAUAGGGAGUGUAAGUUAUAGGAAGCCAAGCACCUCAGAAGGGUUCAUUUGAAUGAAAAUACAAAAAAAAAACAAAACGGACAUACGGAGAGAAGAUAUUUCCGAGUAGCCAGAGAUUUCUUAAGGGACUAAAACAUAAAAAUGCCUACUAAGUUUACAUAAAAAAAAAACAAAUAAUAGAAAACCCAUCUCUACUGUCACUAGCAAUCGUUGUAAGGUCCAUUUAACAAACAAACAAACAAAAACAAAAUACCUAUGUCAUACAAAAAAUAAAAUGCUGAGUAGGAAACUUGUAGAACGAAAGUAAAAAUCGUAGACAUGAAAAGAAUAAAUUAUGGCCAUCGUCUUGGAUUUGUAGGUGUUUUAGUCAAAACAAAAAACGUAAGAAAAAAAAAUAAUUGGAUCAAAAUCAUACUGAUAAAAAAAUCAUAUAUCAAACAUGCUCGCGUGCAACAAAUGCGCGCACGGGCAAACAUAAAAAAAACAUAUAACAAAUUUAGUUAUUAUAUUUUAUAUAUGUAUAUGAAAAUAGCUUUCAUUUUUUGAAAUGCCGCUAGUUAUGUUUAUUAUCAUAGUGACGAAUGGUAUGCUUUUUAGUGAUAACAUUAAGAAAAGGGUUCACGAUGUACGCACGAUUUUGGGGCGUCGAAGGAACAGUGAAGUUAUAUAUAUUUGGAAGCAAAACGAUGAGAACAGUCAGCAGUGCGGUUGGAUGAAUGCAUUGCAGUGGGGUGAAGAUGAAAGGAAAGAGUUUCCAUUUUUUGUCGGAAUUAAUUAGAAAGUAGUUCUUUUCCGGAAGAAUAAUCGCACUCGGUACGCCCGACUACCGCAGCAAGCAUUCAUUCUACCAAUCGAAUCGAAAUAAGCAAGAGAUCGUGGAAUGUCAAAAUUGUUGAGAAUAAAAAUGAGUCGAUAAGCCAA
Messenger RNA from Malaya genurostris, 2494 nucleotides. RefSeq names its product ras-related protein Rab-10 (gene Rab10). The transcript is spliced from 5 exons. NCBI's taxonomy places the organism in Eukaryota, Metazoa, Arthropoda, Insecta, Diptera, Culicidae. Gene Ontology annotation, cellular component: recycling endosome; insulin-responsive compartment; Golgi apparatus. Bases 349 to 963 code for a protein of 204 amino acids. The record is from RefSeq and is a predicted model, not a curated record. Gene Ontology annotation, molecular function: GTP binding; GTPase activity. Gene Ontology annotation, biological process: cellular response to insulin stimulus.